Molecule: messenger RNA, 1053 nt
Organism: Solanum pennellii
Lineage: Eukaryota; Viridiplantae; Streptophyta; Magnoliopsida; Solanales; Solanaceae
Product: probable calcium-binding protein CML18
Exons: 2
Coding region: 289-780 (163 amino acids)
Molecular function (GO): calcium ion binding; enzyme regulator activity
Source: RefSeq, a predicted model, not a curated record
ACGCGAUUCCUAUCACAAAUAAAACAAAAUUAAAAACAAAAAUGAAUAAAAUAUAUACACGCGUAACAUUUAUGGUUUCUGGCUUACCUUCUGUUACGUUCUUCAUCAUUUGUAUUAAUGAUUUGAUUUGAUCAAUUCACAGAUCCGAAAUUUCUGAAUAAUUUUAGCAGAGAUUUUUACGAUCUUUUAUGCAAUUGGAGUAUUAUUGCGAAUUGUAAUUCAUUCAUAAUCUGGUGUAAGGCUUGGUAAAAACAGAAGUUUUUAGAUUUGGAAUAGAGAUUAGAGAUCAUGAGCGGAGAUGCAGAACCGAAGCUUGACGAUGAUCAAAUUGCGGAGCUUCGUGAGAUUUUCCGGUCAUUUGAUAGGAACAAUGACGGAAGCUUAACGCAGCUUGAACUUGGCUCGUUGCUUCGAUCAUUAGGAUUAAAGCCGAGUAAUGAUCAAUUGGAGGAUUUAAUCCAGAAGGCAGAUAGGAACAGCAAUGGAUUGAUUGAGUUUUCGGAAUUUGUGGCUUUGGUUGCGCCGGAGCUUAUAUCGGCCAAGUGUCCGUACUCUGAGGAACAGCUGAAGAAGAUUUUUCAGAUGUUUGAUAGGGACGGUAAUGGUGUGAUCACGGCGGCGGAGUUAGCGCAUUCUAUGGCUAAAUUAGGACAUGCACUUACACAAGAGGAGUUAACAGGGAUGAUCAAGGAAGCUGAUAGAGAUGGUGAUGGUUGCAUUAGCUUUGAGGAGUUUGCUCAGGCGAUGACUUCCGCUGCAUUCGAUAAUUCCUGGACAUGAAACGCCUUUUCUUUCUGGCGAAAGAAGAAAAACAGACUUGAGCUCGAACAUGGACCAAUUUCAAUCAACGAUGGGAAUGUUCCAAAAUGAGUUCAUUGCUCAACUUGGUUUUUUCCAAUUUUGCCAAUCUCAUUAUUUUGUUUUUGUUAAUUGUUUUUUUCCUUUUGUAGCUAAAUUUUUGUAGCAUAAUCCGUUCAUUACAGUUUACAGAAAUGAAAUGCAUUUUGAAGGAUGCAACAGACCUUCAAUCAUAUGAUGCUUGGUUUAUUGAAA